Molecule: messenger RNA, 1851 nt
Organism: Emericellopsis atlantica
Lineage: Eukaryota; Fungi; Ascomycota; Sordariomycetes; Hypocreales; Bionectriaceae
Exons: 2
Coding region: 1-1851 (616 amino acids)
Source: RefSeq, a predicted model, not a curated record
AUGGCACAGACAUCCAUAGACUUCUCGAAUCUGGACGACUCAGACAUUGCAUCGAUAGAAUCUGACGAUUUGCACACUCACCGACCGAACCGCUGGACUGGCCCCGCGUCAACAUGGCGCCACCUCACCGAGGAAGAGCGUCUGCUCUGGCACGCAUACGAGAAAGUCGAGAAUGAGAACCUGGGCAUUCAUCUCUAUAAUGUAUUCGCGCUGCGCAAGAGGGCAGAGAACCCGGCGACGAUGGGUGACGUGACGGUUCAAUUGGACAACGGUUCUGAGGCGGUCUGGACACCACCAAAGAUGUUUACCGCGUGGCCAUUGAUAAAAGAUCGUUUGCCUGAGGAACAUUUCGUGAAGAGGGAAGACGAUGAGGAUGAGCCAUACACGUACCGCAAGGAGGAAACCAAAUACCCCAGCACGGAUCUACGAGAGGAACUCAACGCCACCAUUCUACGAAUGGCAAAGCAAAGAUUCAGAAAGCGGAAAGCGAGGUGGGAUGCCGUCCGGCCUUCUGUUGAGGACGCAGGCGACGAGCUGGAGCAAGCCAGCUCAGAGGAGGACGACGACGAGCCCCUUGCACCAGCUGAAUCACCACAACACCGCGAGCAUGGCCAGGACGAAGAUGAUCGUGAUGGCAGUACUGAAGACAGGGACGACGACCAUCCACAGACUGAGACGGCUACUCCUCGCCAGCGCAUCCCACCAAAGACAUAUGAACCCAUCGUCUCCUUAGAGGACCACGCAUCCCUCCUCAACCCCAUCUCCAGACACAUCAUAUCCCAAGUCAACAAGACGCUCUCCAUUCUCUCCGCCUCACGUACCAUUGGUCUCGGCGGCUACGAUUCAGAUUCAUCCUCUUCAUCCGACACCUCCACCACCUCCCGCCGCCGCACCUCACGUUCCCGCCGCAGCCCCUCCGCCACCUCCAACACAAGUACAAAGUCACCAACCACGUCUGGCAAGCGUGGUCGUCCGCGCAAAGUCCAUGCGCGUAAAGCCGGAGAGACGGACGAGGAAAUGGCCACCCGCGUGGCCCGCGAAAUGCAUCGCGCCCUCCCCCCUCCUUCACGCCCGGCGUCUGCCGACAACGACAACGACUCUGCCUUUGAAGCGUGGCUCAGGACGGAGCAGAAACAACCGAGGCAGCCCUCCAAGAAGCCACCGCCGAGACUGUUUGGUCUCCGCGACUGGAGCGAUGUGGUGUCGUCCGCGGCACUGGCUGGGUUCUCGCCCGACGUCAUUGCGCGGACCACGCAGCGCUGCGCGAAUCUCUUUGGCGAGGGUAUGGUCAUGCGGAGUCUGCAUGAGUUGCCCGCCGACAAGGGCGACGGGGUGGCGAGCCGGGAGUACAGGCCAGAGAGGAUACCCACAUCGGACAUGGACUCGGACGAUGGCGAUGGAGGAUGCAGAGAUGGGGCCUCGACUCUUCUACAGCGUCGUGUGGCUUCGCGACAAUCUAGUUUCGCGGCAUCAGAUAGGUCGAGUCCGUCGCGCUCGAGGUCGAGGUCCGCGUCCGUGGGGACCAACUUCUACUGCCCCCUGGCGUCCUGCCCGCGCGCCGGGAAGGGGUUCGCGCGCAGGGCGAAUCUGCGUCGGCACAUGGAGCUCCUGCAUCCUGGGGCGGUCGGGGACGUGCACAUGGCGAGUCCUGGGUUGGCGGGGAGCGAGGUCGAUUCGGAGGAUGAGGUGUACGGUGCGGUGCACGUGGAUGGCUUCCUCAAGCCCAUUGCGCCGGGUAGAGGCUGGCGAGAGCAGACUGCGGCACCCAGGGAGAGGAAACGUAGGCGGAAGGGGAAGCGUGGGAGAGGUCAUGCGGAUAGCAGUGGCAGCGAUGGAGAUAUAUCGUCAUGA